AUGACAGGUAAAAGACCUCUGGGCAGAUCCAGAACAAGGUGGAAGGACUCAGUUGUGAAGGAUCUAAGAGUACUUCAAGAAAGGAUCAGACCGUUUUAUAGUGGACGACAGUGUACUGUUACAAGUAGAGUAACACAAGCAAUAAAGGAAUGCGCCACAGGCGUGGUCGGAUGGACAGAGAAAACAAGGAGAAAAGACUGGUUUAAUGACAAAUGCCGAGAAUCAAUAGCGAAAAGAACUAAAUUAAGAUACAAAAUGAUACAAAAUAAUUCAGAGGAAAAUAGGAAAGACUAUGAACAGGGAAGAAAAGAAACUCAUGCAAUCCUUAGAAGAGAAAAAAGACUAUAUAUGAAAGAGUUAAUUACAACUGUUGAAGAGAAUAGAAAAAAUCCAAAACAGUUUUUUGAAAGAAGUGGAAGGAUUAAACAAGGAUUUAAACCACAGACAAAUAUAAUGAUAAAUGAUAACAAAGAACUAAUAACUGACAAAAAAGAUAUAGCAGAGAUGUUUAAAACCCACUUUGAGAACCUCCUGAAUAAACCCGAAAAUAUAUCAGAUGAGAGAGAAGACAUUAUGAUUACUGUAGAACCUAAUAUAGUAGAACCCACUAGACAAGAAAUAGCAAAGAUAAUAAACUCACUUAAAAACAAUAAAUCACCGGGAGAAGACCAGAUAACAGCAGAGCUAUUGAAACAUGGAGGAAAACAAAUAGUGGAUGAUGUGCAUAAGGUAAUUAUAGAAAUCUGGAAAACAGAAACCAUGCCAGAGGAAUGGAACCAGCAAUCCUUUGCCCAAUAUACAAAAAAGGAGACCCAAUGUUACCCGAGAACUACAGAGGGAUAUCUCUACUACACACAGGCUACAAAAUAUUAA
Messenger RNA from Acyrthosiphon pisum (pea aphid), 873 nucleotides. RefSeq lists its product as uncharacterized. Lineage: Eukaryota; Metazoa; Arthropoda; Insecta; Hemiptera; Aphididae. The transcript is spliced from 2 exons. Bases 1 to 873 code for a protein of 290 amino acids. The record is from RefSeq and is a predicted model, not a curated record.